Sugiyamaella lignohabitans is the source of this 4005-nucleotide messenger RNA. RefSeq lists its product as uncharacterized. Bases 1 to 4005 code for a protein of 1334 amino acids. Lineage: Eukaryota; Fungi; Ascomycota; Dipodascomycetes; Dipodascales; Trichomonascaceae. The transcript has a single exon. The record is from RefSeq and is a predicted model, not a curated record.
AUGACUAUCACACCGACUUUAGGUGACAAUCCUGGUUUAGGAGUGAGUUGGAGUGUAGCGAGCUCUAGUGAAAAUGACUACGAAAUCGAUGUUGAUGCAUGGAUUAAUGGAAAUGAGAACAAGAGAAAAACUUUUAUCCUUGGUAGGUGGACUCAAUCUGUACCAGUAGGGAACAACUCCUCCAUAUCCAAGCCUGGAGAAGCCAAUUCUCAAUCUGCAAGGUCGCCUGAAUUCACAGUUUCUCCACUAGCUUCCACCGGCUUUGGUGAGGAUUCAUCUGCUACGUCACCUGGGUAUAUCACCCCCUCCUAUACGAGGGCCAAUGGAGGCAGCAGGAAGACAGCUGUUUUUAAGCCAGUUUUAAACGCUAGCAACCCCGCAAGUUCACCAUCAAGUUCAAGUACAUUGUCAUCAGAUCCCACUGCUGCAGCGGCUCUUUCUAUUAGAAAGCAUGAGCAUCAUAAACAUCAGCAAAACAUAGAAGGUCACGAUGACCUGUCUAGCGAGUGUCUCGAUCUUAGCUGGUCUUUAUCGACCAGAUCAGCAUCCUCAUCCACCAGCUUGUCGGCAGAUCGCUGCAGCUCUCAAACGCACGCCCAUACAUCACCUAUCCAAACGCGUCGAGGUGCAGCACCACAACAAUCAUGGCACGGCGGAACUGCAGACAACAACAAAAAAAACAACUCUAACGGCUGUGAACAACCUGUAAACGCUGGCGGCAGAAGCAGUUCAGACUUUUUUUCAAAACAAACUCCCUUUUCACAGCAGACAGGUUUUGAUCUCAAUCCUUCUGUUAAUGCUUUUCUUGGUCGACCAGAGCGUGUGAAAUCUGGUUCCGACUCUUUUUCUUCUUAUUCGCCCGUUUCUAAAGAAUUUAGUUUUUCUCAUAAUCCCAGUUCUAUUUAUAGUGGUUUUCGAACCGCGGCGUCAAUUCUAACUGCUGCCACUGCUAUUGGGUCGAAUCCUUCUAGUCCAACUAGUGAUCAGGCUAUAACCUCAACUGUCGAGCCUGGUGUUUCAAAGGUAAAUAGUCUAUCUCGGCGUCGAAUUCAUAAAAAUUCCAGGGCUAUUUCUUUUAAUUACCACGUGUCUGGAAAGUCUUCGGGUGCCUCUGUAAAGUCACGUUCUCUUUCUCAACCAACUGAAGAGAUUCAAUUUGGUAGUCUCGAUCCACUCGCUACCUCGUCUGACUCAGGUUCGUUUGCGUAUUUUUCACACGUUACUUCUCCCGUUUCAGUUCCACUAGGUUCGUUCUCUACAGGCGCUGUGUCUAGUUCUGAUCUGGAUUGUGUAAAUUCCCGUUCGCUUCAGUCUUACAUAUCUACAAGUCGUUCUAAAUCUGCAAAAUCAAACUCUCAUUCGAGUUCACCUUCACGCAAGUUUUUUUCAUUGUUGUCAGAUUCAAUCAUGUCUUCAUCAUUGGAUACCAAAGCCAGUGGCCCCAAAAAGCUCAUGAUGGGUAUUGGAAAUAGAAUAGCAUCUGCAAGAAAGGUGUCUGCUGCAGCUCCCAAAGAUGUCGACGAGAUUCCCUCAGAGUUCGAUUAUUCUGUUUCUUCUGCUAGCAUUCCUCCUGUACCUUCAUUACCUGAUAUACCUGGUAUUCCAUCCAACUCAACCCAAGAAUCGAAUACUGACUUAUUCAACGAUAACUUGUUUGGCUUUGAUUUUGCCAACUCUUCUGCAUCCCCCAACCGUCGCUCUACAAACUUGGACAACUUUCAGCCCCCACGCAUCAAUACUAGUAACUAUUAUCAGGAGAGCAUUUAUGACGAUCAAUCGCUCAAUGUCCCUUCGUCGCCUAAUAGUAUCCAGCCCAGUCCUGUAUUAAAUGGUGGAAAUGAUUUCGAUUCAAAUUCAUCGUCAGGUUUGUUCAAUAGGGAUGCCUCAGACAUUGGAGACGUGAAAUCCGAUGCCAAUGUUGGUCCUAGAUCUGUUAGCGGUUCGAGAUCUCAUCACUUGGGUCCUACUAUUCGAUCGGUAACUAAUCAAGUAACCGGGUCAGGACCUAGUUCUGGUUCUGGAUCUACGUCGUCAGUGUCGACUACAGCGACCUCUUUUGAUGAGCACGAUUAUAAUAAAGCUCAGUCCAGUCGGAAACGUGCAAGUCUCAGUAGAGAUCGAAGUAGCAUCUCGGGUCUUGGUCUGAUCUCUGAUGUACCUCUUGAGUCGUCAUCUCCUCCAAAAGAGUCCCAAGGUUCUAUCCUUAGAAUGAAAAAAAUGUUCAACUCCUAUACUGCUGUUGACCAAUCUGCUGCAUCUUCUAAUAGGCUCUCAUACAAUUCUGACGUUGCUGUUACCCCUUCAUCAAACGAUGUUUCGCCCCGUGUUAACCGUCGCCUUUCUGAUAGGUCAAUUGCCACUCCUGGAAAAGACCGAAAGUUACCUUCUAAAUCGUCGUCUAUGACAUUUUCCAAGAAGCUUGUAUUUAGCAAUAUUGAUGAAGUUGCUGAUAAAGAUGCCUCUCUGGCAGAAUCAGCAUCCCGCCAACAACUGCAGUCGCCAAUUAAUGAAAGACAAUCAUCUGGUAGGAACGAUACGUCAAAAUACGGACCGUCGCCUGCAGAAGAAGCCGACUCGUCUGAUUCUGAUUUUGAACAGGAGACUUUGCUACCAUUCUCGACUUCGCCAUCCAACACAGGCUACGCUGGUCACACCAAGGUUAUGCCUAGUCAUUCUGGCAAAGUUAUGACCAAAUCACAAUUUGACCAUUACCGAAAAUCAAUUGUUGGCUUGUCGGAUUUGGUAAAUAAUUCAGACCAUGGUGAAGGUUAUGACAACGAUGACGACAUUGGUGAUGAUGACGAAGAUGAAGACCAAGGGCGGCUUCGACUGAAGCACUUGGAUGACGAUCCUGAGAACAAAAAGGAGAGCUUACGAAUGAGACUCAAGCAAGAUGCCCAUUUGUCCGUUUACAGGCAAAAAAUGACUAAGAUAACUGCAUCACACUCCAGUGCUGCGUUAAGCUCGUUCCAAACGCCCGGCUCACGUCUUGGUAGUUCGAGUAACCUUUCUGCAAUGGCAAUAAACCCAACUUCUUAUGUUGGGGACAUGAAUGAUGACGAUGAGGAUUUAGACGAUGAUGAGUACGACGAUGUUCCGUUGGGUAUUCUCAAGGCCCAUGGUUUCCCCUCUGGUCCCCAAAGACCUUUGAAGCAUAUGCCGUCUCAGCAGAGUCUAAGCAAUUUGCCGUUACCAAGUGUACUUUACCAAGGUGAAGUGGGCCCUGGUUCGGGGGGACGCAGUGAUGUUGUUUCGUUGAACUCUGGAUAUUCUGGUCAUUCUGGAAUUGUUCCUCCACCCAUAUCAAUGCCUCCUGAAGGUGAACUGCUAGUGAAGCCAGCUUUUACCAACGACAUAUUUGGUAAUUCUACCACUCAUAUGAACAGGGGUCUUAUUGGCGAAAUUGCCCGUGAGGAAGAAGCGAAAAUGAAGAGAAGGUCCUAUGGAAACCUUUUAUCAGCCCAACGUGCUCAAACACUUAUGGGAUCUCCUGUUGGUUAUGCGGGCUCGCUCUACAAUGGCUAUAGUAGUGCAAGUCCUCCGCCAAAUAAUGCAACUGCGAAUAAAAAUGGUAAUGAAAUACAACAACAACUUCAGCAGAUGAUGCAAAUGCAGAUGCAAAUGCUACAACAAAUUCAAGGUGGCAACCAAGGCCCCACAAUUCCUGCCCAGCGUAAGACGGUUAGCAGCUUUGACAUGGUUCGUCAAUCUGGAGCACCAUUUUCUCCUCGUCCUCCUUCUCUUAGAUCAGUAGCCAUGUCGGACAGAUCUUUAGAUCUUACAAAGAGCCCUUAUAUGCGUAGUACGUUCUCACAGGGUCGAUUCUCGCCUGCUCCUCAAUUAGGUGUUCGUCCUCCGUCUGGUAUGAACAUGGUUUCGAACUCUGCAGCUGUCGAUGAUGAAGAUGAGGAGGAGGAUGAUGAAGGCUGGAAGGAAAUGCUGGAGAAGCGUCGCCAAUUAAAGGAGUUAUGGAAACAACAAACAUCGGUGCAUCUAGUUUCUUAA